AUGAGGAACGAUGUGCAGAAGGUCCAGGGAGGAGUACCGCGGAACGGGAAGGGGGCCGGGUUCUUUACCCGCCGUGCUAUAUCCAACUAUCUGAAGAUUGUCUCGUCGGGGGCGUCCAACGUUGCGUCUACGGUCCGAUCAGCGGGGGCGUCCGUCGCCUCUUCUAUUGUCGAGAGGGAGGAUGACGCUGGGUGUGAUCAGGUAUGCCUGUGAUCUUCCGGAGUUAUCGACCAGCAAUGCGUCAAAGUUUGUGCACAUUACUCUUUGAUACAGGGAGACCCACGGACUCGUUUGUGACGCCAAGAAAAAUUUCUGAUAGCCCUCUCUGGAAAUCCGAAACCAUUUAUUAUAUUUUUCUUGUUACUAUAGUUUUCGUUCACAUUUAUUUUCCUGGAUUGAGGUCGUGGAUUACAUUGUGUUAAAGUCUCAUACUGAGUGGGAUGUUACAUUUAUUGAACGACUGGAUUUUUAUUUACUCCUCUUGGCGUGUGAGCCUUGAUUUAUGUCGAACAGAGCAUAUUAUCAAAUAUUCUAACGAAGAUUACAGUAGCCUCGCACACAUCACUUCACAGUAUACUGGCUGGAUGCUCUAGAGACCACUCUGAGUGAUGCUUUCGAGAAUCCGGCAGGAAGAACAAUGCAAUAGUUUUAGUAUGUUCUGGUCUUGGAAAUUGGAGGCACUCAUGUCGACAAGUCUUUAGCUUUCCUGUUGCAAUCUCCUGUUCUAACUGUUCUUGUAGUUCUAAAGAGAAACACGCUGAUUAAGGCCGUGUGGAUGAAUAUGGAGCACGAUUGGGCGCUUGGCCUGCACCAUGUAAAAGCUUUGGGAGUUCAUUGGAUUGACAACGGUGGCUAGAUACUUAUGGCUUGUUAGUUGACUCCAGUAAGAACUGUCCCAAACGCUCACCGGUGUUCAAAGAUGUACAAAUCAAUGUUAGCAAGAACCAUAUUCGACCCAGAUGCUGAACUAAUUUUCUUCAGAUUUGAAAUGUAAACUAUGUUUAUCAUGUCUCUCUCUGGCUCUGACGCGGGCUCCCUCAGAAUUUAAAUUCUUGUGACUUCUGUAUAACUUUGGGAUGACAUGGUAUUAAAUUUUCCAAGAGUAAGAGGUAGUUAUGCAGAAAAACCCUGUCAGGGGUUUCUCUUUCUAGGUUUCUUCGUUCUUUCCUGUGUUAAAUAUGUUUCUUUCAAAGAUGUCUAUUAGAUUUAAGCCACCUUUUAUUGUCUUUGGAUCUGAAACUUGAUAAACUGGUUGUUCCCUCAACGUAGUAUUUACAACAUGUAAUUGAUUCGUGAGCAGACGUUCACUGAUAGAUUUUAAGUUUAUUUUGCUAUCAGAACGAUGUUCUUUUUAGUACGAUACUCAUCCUAGUUUUGCAUUCAGGUUCAUUGGGCUGGGUUUGACAAGUUAGAAUUUGGGGACGGCUUACCUCGGCGAGUUUUACUGCUGGGUUAUAGAUCAGGAUUCCAGGUUUGGGACGUUGAAGAGUCAGAUGAUGUGCGGCAGUUGGUAUCUAGACACGAUGGUCCUGUUUCAUUUUUGCAAAUGAUGAGAAGGCCAUUGUCAUCCAAUUCAUCUGAGGAUCGGUUUGCCGAUGCUCGACCCUUGCUUGCAAUUGCUGGGGAUGGAUUUUUUUCUGGAGGCAGCAAUUCCUUUGAUGGAGCUACUGGCAAUGGGCACAUGGGUAACUGCCCAGAGGUGGCAAACGAGAAUUUUAUUCCUACUACUAUUCACUUUUAUUCCAUAAAGACCCAUGCUUAUGUACAUGUUUUGAAAUUUAGAUCAGCCAUUUACACAAUAAGAUCAGGUCCACGAGUUGUAGCUGUUUCUCAAGCCAAUCAGGUUAGCAUGCGCUUGUACUUACUUUGAGAAACUUAUCUUUUCUGUUUACCUGAAUCAGCAUUUUAAAGCAACGAUGCAUGUCGCAGAUACAUUGUUUUGAUGCAGCAACCCUGGAGAGGGAAUACACAAUUCUUACAUACCCAAUGGUUUCGGAAUCUUUUGGUUCUGGAGGUAUAGGCUAUGGACCACUUGCGGUGGGCCCCAGGUGGUUGGCCUAUAGUGGAAGUCCCGUUGUUGUAUCAAAUUCUGGCCGUGUCAGUCCGGAACAUCUUACUCCUACUACAGUUUUAUCAACAUCUCCUAAUGGGAGUCUGGUUGCACAUUAUGCAAUGGAAUCUAGUAAGCAACUUGCUGCUGGUUUCAUGACACUUGGAGAUAUUGGAUACAAGAAGCUAUCCAAGUACUGCUCCGAUUUCCUUCCUGAUGGAAGUGGCCUUAGACAAGGGAGCUCUAGUUUGAGAAAAAAUGGCAUAGUUAAUGUACAUUUGCCUGAUGCAGAAAAUGCCGGAAUGGUAUGUUCUACUUCUGAGAUACUUCAUCUUGAUGUCCAAACUUUGGCGUGAUUAUCCAUCAAAGUUUUAAAACCUUCCUUCAGGAAUUGUAUUUCAGUUGACAGGUUUUUUUUUUUUUUCAACGUAUGCAGGUUAUAGUCCGAGAUCUCGUUUCGAAAACCGUCGUCGUGCAGUUUAGAGCACACAAAAGCCCAAUUUCAGCAUUAUCCUUUGAUCCUACUGGGAUCCUGUUGGUGACUGCUUCUGUUCAUGGCCAUAACAUCAACGUUUUUCGUGUUAUGCCAUCUGCCUCUGGUAGUAGAUCUAGAUCCGAUGCUUGUGGGUCAUAUACACAUCUUUACAGACUCCAGCGUGGCUUCACAAAUGCGGUAGUACUCUCUGGAAUUUAUUUUUUCUCUUUAUCCGUAGAUAUCAUUUCGGCAUCUUAUCACCAUGAAGUUACGUCAUUGCGUUCUUACUCGUUCCUCUUUAUGGUAGGUUAUUCAAGACAUCAGCUUCAGCGAUGACAGCCAGUGGAUUAUGAUCAGUUCUUCUCGUGGAACCAGUCAUCUGUUUUCGAUAUCAUCAGGAAGUACCACUAAUCCGUAUUCAAAUGAUGCUGCCGUUAUCAAUAGUAAUAAUGGAUUAGAUGGGUCUGGUAGAGGAGCAGGCCGCUGGCCAACAAGCUCUCCUUUGUCAAAGCCCAAUCAGCACGUGCUUCUUUCUCCUGGUCCACCAGUAACAAUGUCGGCUGUAAGCAGAAUAAGGAAUGGAAGUAAUGGGUGGAAAGGUGCUGUAAGUGGUGCAGCGGCUGCUGCUACUGGCAGGGUCAGUCCACUCAGUGGAGCUGUUGCUUCAGCUUUCCACAACUGUAAUGGCACUGGUUCCCACCAAGAUGUAAGUUUAUUCGGAACAAAGUAUCAUUUAUUGGUGUUUUCUCCUUCUGGUUGUGUGAUACAGUAUGUUUUACGUCCUUUGACCGGGGCAGAUUCUGUGACUGAUAUCUCUGGUUUAAACACCAUCUUUAACGAGUCUCCUCAUGGUUCUGAUCCAAGUUUAGUCGUUGAGGCAAUUCAAAAAUGGGAUAUCUGUCAUAAGAAAAAGAGAAGAGAUCAAGCAGAGAACAUCGACAUAUAUGGUGAGCAAAGGGGUGGAGAAAAUGGGAGACAUUUUCAUAAAGGAACAAGAAGGUCGACAAGUAUUUAUCCAGCAGAUAAUGAUGCAGCUGCUAAAUUGAAGCUUACAGCCGAUGAAAAACGUCAUUUAUAUAUCUCAGAAGUUGAGCUCCAUUCUCAUGACUCAGAGAUUCCCCUAUGGGCGAAGUCUGAGGUACUCAUCUAGCUUGUUACUUCCUUCUAGAACCCUUAUGAUCCACUGCACUUCAGUUGGCUGUUGGCCCAAUCUCUUGUCUCCCAUUUUCUGAUUCUGUGGAUUCCCCUGACAGAUUUACUUUCAAGCUAUGGUGGAUGAUGGCGUCGAAGUAGAUCCCGGAAGUCUUUCAGGUGGGGAGACCGAGAUAGAAAGGAUUCCAACUCGCACAGUUGAAGCAAGGUCGAAGGAUCUCAUACCUGUCUUUGACUAUCUUCAACUUCCCAAGUUGCAACAACAACCAAGGUGCCCACUGUCUCCGAGAUCGAUCAAUAUCUUCAUUAGUAGAUAAUUAUGACCUUUAUUGGUAAAUUUCCAUCUUCUAGGGAUUCAUUUUAUUCUCAUACAAAUUUGCAUCUUUACUGUUCGUUGUUAAGAAAAUCGAAGCCUUAUUACUUUUUGAGGAAAGAUGUUUGUUUCGUCUGCUCAUCUCUACUCAUCCUAUGAGAUUGAUGCCUCUGUCUCAAAAAGUAACCAUCUGUGAUCGUAAUUUCUUUCAGUUUCUGCUCGCGCCAUUCGAGCAAAACCUCCUAAACUAUGAGUUUGCUGAUCAUCUUGAUCUGAGGAAAGAAAUUUUAACCGGAGUAGUAUCAUCUCUGUGCACUUUUCUCAUUUCCUGUUGGCUUAUUGCGAUCCGUAGCCAUGAUCAAGAAAGAACGGGAGAUGGUAUAACAAGAACAACAAGAACAACAACACCAGCACCGGAGAAUAUAAAUCUGAAGAGGAACUGUUGUAGGGAAGAAACUGAAGAAAAAGAGGCGAUAGCUGUUUCAUCAGCCAACAAUAAGAUUAUUUUCAUUUAGGGUAAAAAAAAAAAAGGACAACAGAACAGGUCUAUAUAUAUAUAUAUAGAUAUAUACUGUUUUUUUGGUUGAAACGUGGUUGGAUCUUUGAUGGGUAUCACAUAUGAUUUGUUCUUUGAUUCUCUGUCAAUCCAUGCUUGAUCUCUCUGAAGAUUAAAAACCUUCUCAGGUCAAAUGCCUGGGAAAGCUGCGAAAACAGCUGCAGCCCUCUGCAGUGCAGGUCUGAAGGGGUGGCAGGUCUAGACCAGUUGAUCACCCUCGAUCUCGCCGGUCUUCAUCCUCUGGAGGAGGAGGGCGCAGACCGAGUUGAGCGCCUUGUAAAUAACAACAACAGCUCCGAACUAGAGGCUCUGCUUGAGUUUGUAAAUAAUGGAGAUGGCCUGAAUACGGGUCCCCAGCUCGAGCCUGUAAAUAACAGAGAGAGCCCAAAGAUGAUGACCUAUUUUGCCGACGAUGACAACGAGAUAGACUGA
Molecule: messenger RNA, 4978 nt
Organism: Spirodela intermedia
Lineage: Eukaryota; Viridiplantae; Streptophyta; Magnoliopsida; Alismatales; Araceae
Source: the annotation of a GenBank genome assembly